Hevea brasiliensis (rubber tree) is the source of this 3350-nucleotide messenger RNA. Its product is annotated as pentatricopeptide repeat-containing protein At1g30610, chloroplastic. The coding region runs from base 455 to 3193 and encodes 912 amino acids. Gene Ontology annotation, molecular function: protein binding. The transcript is spliced from 9 exons. The record is from RefSeq and is a predicted model, not a curated record. Gene Ontology annotation, cellular component: chloroplast. NCBI's taxonomy places the organism in Eukaryota, Viridiplantae, Streptophyta, Magnoliopsida, Malpighiales, Euphorbiaceae. Gene Ontology annotation, biological process: chloroplast organization.
GCUUUCCUUUCUACUGCCUUUAGAUAUUUUUCAUUGAUACAAAAUUGAGAACGCCAAACAACCUAAUCCUAUCCUAACUGAAACAAUGGACAAAAAUAUUUUAUUGUUACAGCGAUAAAUCCUUGAAGGACUAUCUUCUGUGCUAGCGGCAGCGAAGAAAAUUAAUUGUAAAAUCUGGAGCUUGUUUGAUUUUUCUCGUCGUUUGGGAACUAGGAAAAAUCGAUUCUGCACUGCGAAUUUGACUUGCUGCUAGCCCAGAAAGGCCCUGUAAGUUCAUUGGAUUCUUAGUUCUAGUUUUCUUGGUGAAUUUCGUUUGCAUUUUCAGGUUUAGCUGACCAAUGAGUAGGAAGUUAUUUUGCAAUAUAGAUGAAGCUAGGAAGUGUUUUUUUAUUCAGUUCAUGAUACGCUUUAACUUGGCUUUUGGGGGUCUGGUGGUGUGAAACUGUGGAUUGCUAUGGAAAUCGUAACUAUGGCAAAUGGACAAAUGGGUUUAUCUUGUUUCGAAAGGAAUGGAAAUUUCACUGGCAGUUAUAGCUGGAAACCAUAUUCUGCGUGUAGGUUUUGGAAUUCUCGGCGAUCCCUUUUUGGUUUUCCAUUAAACACAACGAGUAGGAAGAAGAUUAGAGUUUUGGGUUUUGGUAUAAGAAUUAAGGCUAUUUCAAAUGGAGAUUCGGAUAAUCGGUUGGUUGGGGCUGGACUUCUUGAGAAAGAGUUUGAAUUCAAGCCGUCCUUUGAUGAGUAUUUGAAAGCUAUGGAGUCUGUUAAAACUGCUAAGGAGAAGAAGAAAGCCCUCAAAUUAAGUGGGCAUAAGUUGAAGGAUGACUUAUCAUCAUUGGGGAAAACUGAGAAGAGUUUCAAAUUGAGGUGUAAUCAAGAAAAUAUGUCCAAAGUCAUGAAAAUUGAUGAGUUAGGGGACAAUGUUGAUGGAGCCAUUGGCCAAAGUGAUGUAAAUAAUGGUGAACAUGAUUACAAGGAAAGGACAGUUAUAGAAUCAAGUGUCAAAUUGGCCAGGAAAGAAAGCAGUGCAUAUACUAAUGUAAAGAGGAGGGAGGGAGGAAUGACAGGAGAUAGGCAGUGGUUGCGUAAUCAAACUUGUAGUACAAAUACUGAGUUGGAGGACUUGUAUCAAGGUAGGAGUCAGAACACUGAAAGUGUGCAAAAAAGCACUAUGGUAGUAGAUAGCAUUCAAAGGAGUAAAAGCACUAUUGGCAUAAAAGAAGAGGCUUCUUACGGUAAAAAUUUACCAGAAAUAUUAGAAAGGAAGGGGAAGACCAUUGAAAGAGAGGAAAUUGGUGCUAGAGGGAGUAAAAUAAGUGGUGGACUUGUGAGGAAUCAUGCACAAAUUGAUGAAAACACUUACAAGGAAAUUGUGCAGAAAAAAGGAUUUCCAAGUAGAAGCAAUCUGGCUUUCCUUAAUGAUGGUGGUGAUGAUGAUAUGGAAAUGGAAAGAGCUGCCUUCAAAAUUUUUGAGGAAUGCGAGGAUAUUACUCCUAGGCCACGAGCUUCAAAGAUGGAAAUGGAGGACAGAAUCCAGAAGCUAGCAAAGUGUCUAAAUGGUGCAGAUAUUGAUAUGCCUGAGUGGAUGUUCUCUAAGAUGAUGCGUAGCGCAAAAAUAAAGUACACAGAUCAUUCUGUAUUGAGGGUUAUCCAGAUAUUGGGUAAACUGGGAAAUUGGAGGCGAGUGCUACAAGUCAUUGAGUGGCUUCAAAUGCGUGAGCACUUUAAAUCUUAUAGGCUAAGAUACAUUUAUACAACUGCACUUAAUGUACUUGGGAAGGCACAGAGACCGGUGGAGGCCCUCAAUGUAUUUCAUGCAAUGCAGCAACAAAUGUCUUUGUAUCCUGACUUGGUAGCUUAUCAUUGUAUUGCUGUCACUCUUGGACAAGCAGGCCAUAUGGAGCAGCUUUUUGAUGUGAUUGAUAGCAUGCGAUCUCCUCCCAAGAAGAAAUUUAAAAUGGCUUUGAUUGAGAAAUGGGACCCUAGAUUGGAGCCAGAUAUAGUUGUCUUCAAUGCGGUCCUAAAUGCUUGUGUUCAGAGGAAACAAUGGGAAGGUGCAUUUUGGGUUUUACAGCAAUUAAAGCAACAGGGCCUACAACCUUCUACCGCAACUUAUGGACUAAUCAUGGAGGUUAUGUUUGCAUGUGGCAAGAACAACUUGGUUCAUGAGUUUUUUAGGAAGGUGCAGAAAUCAUCUAUUCCAAAUGCUAUAGUUUAUAAAGUUCUUGUGAAUACUCUAUGGAAAGAAGGUAGGACAGACGAGGCUGUAUUGGCUGUUCAAGACAUGGAAAGACGAGGAAUUGUGGGCUCUGCUGCUCUUUAUUAUGAUCUUGCUCGAUGUCUUUGCAGUGCUGGAAGGUGCCAAGAAGCACUAUUGCAGGUUGAUAAAAUAUCAAAGGUAGCUAAUAAGCCUCUUGUGGUAACCUACACUGGCUUAAUUCAAGCUUGCCUGGACUCUGGAAGCAUUCAAAAUGCUGUGUACAUCUUCAACCAUAUGAAGCAGUUUUGCUUUCCAAAUCUUGUUACUUGCAACAUAAUGCUGAAAGCAUAUAUUGACCAUGGAUUGUUUGAAGAAGCAAAGGGGCUUUUCCACAAAAUGUCAGAAGAUAGCAACCAUAUCAGGAGUAAAUCUGAUUACAAGUUUAGGGUAAUGCCAGAUAUCUAUACUUUUAACACCAUGCUAGAUGCAUGCAUUGCAGAGAAGAGUUGGGAUGAUUUUGAGCAUGUCUACAGAAGGAUGUUUCAGCAUGGGUACCACUUCAAUGCAAAACGUCAUCUUCGGAUGAUACUGGAAGCUUCAAGGGCUGGAAAGGGAGAACCGUUAGAAAUGACUUGGAAGCACAUGGCUCGGGCAGAUCGGACUCCUCCAUCUCCUCUCAUCAAAGAAAGAUUUUGUGUAAUGCUUGGUGAAGGCAACUCUGAUUCUGCUGUUGCCUGUAUUACCACUAAUCCUAUGGGAGAAUCGCAGGCAUUUUCAAAGAGAGCUUGGUUGAAUUUAUUCAAGGAAAAUGCUCAACGGUUUAGAAGGGAUACUCUGAUCCGACUGGUCCGUGAGUUGAGUGUGCUUGUUGCCAGAAGCAACCCACCAAAUCCUGUAUUGCAAAAUCUAUUAACAGCUUGUAAUGAUUUUCUAAAGACUCCUGUAAAAGUUCCUGAAGGCAACCUGGCAGAAAUCGUAUGUACAGUUCAAUCUUAAACGACUUCCAAAUCUUGAUGAAAUGAAUUUAUUCAUACUUCUCUAAUAUCAAAUUAUACACUUUCUCAGUGUCAUGUGUAACAUUUUCUCAUGGUUAUGAGAUCAAAAGGAACAAUGAUUUAUCUAAAUACAUCUUCUUCCCAAGUGUUUUGACCAA